Messenger RNA from Lodderomyces jiufengensis, 876 nucleotides. It is a transcript of the gene ISA1, whose product is annotated as Fe-binding Fe/S cluster assembly protein. Gene Ontology annotation, biological process: iron-sulfur cluster assembly. Gene Ontology annotation, molecular function: 2 iron, 2 sulfur cluster binding. NCBI's taxonomy places the organism in Eukaryota, Fungi, Ascomycota, Pichiomycetes, Serinales, Debaryomycetaceae. The transcript has a single exon. The coding region runs from base 1 to 876 and encodes 291 amino acids. Gene Ontology annotation, cellular component: mitochondrion; cytoplasm. The record is from RefSeq and is a predicted model, not a curated record.
AUGAUAGCAAGAAGAUCGUUAUCAACAAUACAAUCAACCAAAAGAUUCUUAUCACAGGAAAUCAAAACUAAUACUAAUAAAAACAAAAGAUACAUACAAACAAUCCCACUUUCAACAGCCAACCCCAACUCAUCAUCAAAUUUAUUUUAUAAUGAUCAAAAUAAAGAACCUAAAUUAAUAGAAAGAAAUGAUUCAACUUCCCCAAUUAAUAAAUGGUCAAAACAUUCUUUGGGGUUCCCAUCAGCUCCUAUUUCUUUACAAUCUCCUAAACCUCAACAACAAUCUCAAUCAACAAUACCAAUAAGAAGAUCAAGGACUUCAAGAUUCAAAAAAGAACCACUUGUUCAACCACAACCAACUCAACAAUCACAAUCACCAAACUCACAACCAGAAGUAAUAGAUAUAGCAUUUGAACCAGAAAUUCAAGCAGCAUCAUCAUCCAUACAGAAUUCUAAAUCAACAACAGCAUCAACAAAACCAGUAUUAGCAACAACUAUACCCACAACAAAUACAUCAACCACACCAAAAAAGAAAAGAACACUAAAACCAAGAAAAGCAUUAAUCACAUUAUCGCAAAACGCAAUUCAACAUCUACAAGCCCUUUUAGAUCAACCUUCCCCAAAAUUGAUAAGAAUAGGAGUCAGAAAUAGAGGUUGUUCUGGAUUAACAUAUAACUUAGAAUACGUUGACCACCCAGGAAAAUUUGACGAAACAGUUGAACAAGAUGGGGUUAAAGUAUUAAUAGAUUCCAAAGCUUUAUUUUCUAUUGUUGGGUCAGAAAUGGAUUGGUUAGAUGACAAAUUAAGUUCAAGAUUCAUUUUUAAAAAUCCGAAUUCAAAGGGAACUUGCGGUUGUGGUGAAUCUUUUAUGGUUUAG